Molecule: messenger RNA, 2120 nt
Organism: Microplitis mediator
Lineage: Eukaryota; Metazoa; Arthropoda; Insecta; Hymenoptera; Braconidae
Product: probable serine/threonine-protein kinase samkA
Exons: 4
Coding region: 417-2120 (567 amino acids)
Biological process (GO): protein phosphorylation
Molecular function (GO): ATP binding; protein kinase activity
Source: RefSeq, a predicted model, not a curated record
CCUGGUUGGCUCACCACAGACUUGUAAGAAAAAGGCGCCACACGGGUCUAUUUUUUACAUGUGUACUGCCCAACUUGUGCACAAGUGUAAUAUUAACCAGCAAAAAAGUCACUAGUUCAUUUUUAACUUGUGCACUUGUGCACUGGUGUAUCUGAAAUAGUGACAAAAUGGCGUCACCUCAUAACCUGAAAAUUUAAUUGCGGUAACAAUCAUUGUCAGAGUCAGCUAGAGUGUCGCUUGAUAAAAAAUCCUAUUUGUUAAAUAAUUAUCUAAAAUAAUAAUUGUGUUCAUCUUAAUAAAAAUAAUCGCUUUUAUUACAAUCUUAAGUACAAACAAUGUGAAUUUUCUUAAAUAAUAAUACUGAUUUAAAUAGGAUAAAAUAUUUCUUUUUAGUAUAUUUUAUAAACAAUAAAAAUAUGAACUUUAUUAAAGUGUCAGACGAGAAAUUUUCUGUAAAGCUGCCUGUAAAAAGAAACAAAAUAUCAUUGCAAACUAUAAAAUCUUAUUUUCCUGGUGCAAGCAGCCUAACGUAUUAUGACAAAUCCGAUAAAUGUGGUGUUGAACUGUGCAACGAAGAAUUUGAGUUAGUCCAGGGUAUCAGCGAGUAUGAAAUUUAUUAUGCUAAUUCCUUGAAAGAAAACAAUCAAAACGGUACUAAAAAGAGAAGAAUCCAAGAAAUAAUGGAUAUAAUUGAAGGCAAACCCGACGAAAAUUUCGCACCUCAGGAUCUGCAUAACAAUUCAGUUCAAAACGAAAAAAUUAGUAGGAAAUUUCUGUACAUUGCUUGGAAACAUAAAACUGAAGCAAGCGAACGGUUCUACAAGCAAAUGCGAGAUCCAGUAGGGGGCAUCAAGAAAAUCGAGCUUGAUCAAAAUAAAGAAUAUUUCUAUGAAGAUAUUCGUAAAUUAGCACUUGCUGCUAUGAGGAACAAUUACAAUGCUGAUACUCUUGAUAAUUCAACGAUCAGAUUAGCAACUAACGAAGAAGAAAUUGAAGAUCAAUUUACAGAUGCCAAAGGAAAAAAAUUUUCUAGGGAUGUCAACAUGAACAAAGUUGAUGGAGGAUUGAUUCCUCAAAAAUCGAACUUGAAUCAACAUUCAUCCUCACUAAAGUUAACUCAAUCAGCAUCUAAAAAUGUCAUCUCGUUAUCCCACAGAAGAAGUGGUCCAUCUAUAAUACUUGGUACUUCUUCACGUGUUCAUAAAUCAGAAGAUGUUGCAAUUAUCGGUUCAGUUGUUAAACGUGGAAACUCAGUUCAGCGUGUUCAAUCAUCAGCGCCUACCAAUGACGUUAUUGAACCUGUGUCUUUGUCUGUACCGAUCAUUGAAGAAAAUGAACUUGAAUUCACAGAAAAAAUUCUCGGGCGAGGUACUUUUGGCUGCGUCAUAUUAUCUAAGUGGAUUAAAAAUGGAUCUGAUGUUGCCGUCAAAAAAAUUCGAGUACUAAAUAACCAAAAAUAUUUGAUUCGUGAAAUGCAAGCUAUGGACAUUGUUAGACAUCCAAAUAUUGUUGCACUAAUGGCUGUAUGUCACACGGAUGAUUAUGUUUACAUCGUCAUGGAGUAUUUUGGAAGUACUAGCUUAAGAUAUUUCAUUAAUAAUCGCCCUGUAGAGUUAGAGUAUCCACAAAAAAAAAACGAAAACUAUUAUAUUUGCUUGCAAAUAAGCAAAGCAGUAUCUUAUCUUCAUGGAUUAACCCCUAAUAUAAUUCAUAAAGAUAUUAAAUGUGAUAAUAUUUUAGUCAACAAUCACUUAGUAAUAAAGCUAUGUGAUCUAGGACUUAGUAAGAUUUGUGAUACGUCAUCCACAUCUGCACUAAACACUACCGUUGGUCAUAAUUUCAGAGGCACUCCAAUGUAUAUGGCUCCAGAAAUUUUAAUAGAUCAGUUACCAGCAACAACUUACUCAGAUAUUUGGGCAAUGGCCUGUUGUAUCAUUGAACUUUUUACUGAAGAUAAUGUGUGGACUGUGAAACCUGUUUUAACAAUACCCAAUCUGCGUCAAGUAGUGCUGGAUAAAAAGAAGCCAGAUUUAGAGCUUAUUCCUAUAAGUAUUAAAAAUAUACUUAGCGAGUGUUUUAAUCACGAACCCACUGAGGCCAACUGCAUUGAGAUUAAUUGA